This is a messenger RNA of Aspergillus chevalieri, 876 nucleotides long. RefSeq lists its product as uncharacterized. The transcript is spliced from 2 exons. Lineage: Eukaryota; Fungi; Ascomycota; Eurotiomycetes; Eurotiales; Aspergillaceae. Bases 1 to 876 code for a protein of 291 amino acids. The record is from RefSeq and is a predicted model, not a curated record.
AUGUCCAGUAAGUUCUACCCCGACUUCUGCCAGGGCGAUAGAAAGUACCAACAACAUACCCAACACAACAUGCCGGCCUUGACGCUACACCUCUUCUCCCUUAAUAUACCUUCCCAAUUUUUCCUGCGGCGCCUACGUGAGCACCGAAUCGAGAUCGUUGUUUCCUCACGUCCUCAACAUAUCGUGAUCCAUCCGUCCCUUAUCGACCAAAACGCUCUCACCUCGCAUCCAUGGGAUCUGUUAACCGUCCUCCGAAUCCCGGGUGAUAAGCCCGUCCUCCCGAUCGACCUCCAAUCUGCCGUCCGCGACGAAUACAAAAUUCUGGUCGGGAUCCCGUCAAAGCUCCUAACGACAUAUGCCGAGCGCGAUGAGAAGCUGAAGCACGAAACGUCCUCGAUUCCAUUGACCGGAUCGUUGGAAAAGGCACAGUCGCAGGCGCGAUCGACGUCGCAGAAUCUCGAGGUGUCGCCGGAGUUGCUCGCGUUCAUGGAAAAGUUGACGAGGGAGUAUGGUGAUCGACCGGUGACCAUGCUGAAUUUGCUGCAUUUUCAUCAUCCCGAUGGGAAGAAGAGUUAUUAUCAAUAUGGCCAGGCAUUUAUUCCUGUCGCUGGGAAGCGAGGAGGAAAUGCCAAGCUGGUUGGUAACGUGAUUAAGCCUACGAAGAAUGAUCUUGACUCCCGGGGUGAUUGCAGUCGGCCGGAGCAGGAGUGGUGGAAUGAGAUCUCCAUCGUGCAUUAUCCGUCUAUUCGACAUUUCUGCGACAUGCUUGCGGGGGAGGAUUAUCAGGCUAUCAAUGAGAAGUAUCGACUAUCGGCUCUUCGUGAUACGUUCCUACUGUGUACUACCGAAUGGAAUGUUGAUACUGCGAGAUUGUAG